This is a messenger RNA of Gordionus sp. m RMFG-2023, 2472 nucleotides long. RefSeq names its product guanine nucleotide-binding protein G(s) subunit alpha-like. The transcript is spliced from 11 exons. The coding region runs from base 182 to 1321 and encodes 379 amino acids. Gene Ontology annotation, biological process: sensory perception of chemical stimulus; adenylate cyclase-activating dopamine receptor signaling pathway. NCBI's taxonomy places the organism in Eukaryota, Metazoa, Nematomorpha, Gordioida, Chordodea, Parachordodidae. Gene Ontology annotation, cellular component: heterotrimeric G-protein complex. Gene Ontology annotation, molecular function: GTPase activity; G protein-coupled receptor binding; G-protein beta/gamma-subunit complex binding. The record is from RefSeq and is a predicted model, not a curated record.
CAUAAUAAUUUUAAUAUUUCUUUAAAUUGGAUAUUAACAAUCAUUUAAAAUAUAUAUAAACAUUAUUCAGCCGUCACUUAUGAAUUAUAGAUAAAUGAAUGCUAUAUUUGGUAUUAAAUUCUGUUUGUUCUCAACGAGAGGUCAUUAUAAAUUAUGCAAAUAUCAUUAAAAUAAUUAUUCUAUGAAAAUGGGAUGUUUUGGAGCCUUUAAAGAGGAUGACAAAGAUGAAAAAGAGCAGAAAGAAACAAAUAAAAAAAUAGAGAAGCAACUACAAAAGGAUAAACAGAUUUACAGGGCUACACAUAGAUUGUUGUUAUUAGGAGCGGGAGAAUCCGGAAAAAGUACGAUCGUAAAACAGAUGCGAAUUUUGCACGUAGACGGUUUCGACGCAGAAGAAAAGAAGGAAAAGGUCGAAGACAUCCGACGAAAUAUCAAAGACGCCAUAGUGACUAUUACCUCCGCGAUGAACGUUAUCACGCCUCCCGUGGCCAUAGCCAAUCCGGAAAACGUGCCUAAGCUAAAAUUUGUGCAGGAUGCGGCAAGUCAAGCCGAAUUCAAUUAUUCCAACGAAUUUUACGACGCAACAAAGUCGCUAUGGGCGGACGCCGGAGUUCAAGCAUGUUUCGAACGCUCCAACGAAUACCAACUCAUCGACUCCGCGAAAUACUUUUUAGAUCGCAUCGAUAUGGUUCGUAAAAGUGACUAUACACCGUCUGAACAAGACAUUCUUAGAUGCCGUGUCAUAACAUCCGGGAUAUACGAAACUAAAUUUCAAGUUGAUCGGGUCAAUUUCCACAUGUUCGACGUGGGCGGUCAGCGUGAUGAACGUCGAAAAUGGAUUCAAUGCUUCAACGACGUUACGGCCAUCAUAUACGUGACGGAAUGUUCGAGUUACAACAUGGUCCUUAGGGAAGACCCCAAUCAAAAUAGGUUGAGGGAAAGUCUCGACCUUUUCAAGACCAUUUGGAAUAAUCGUUGGUUGAGAACCAUUAGCGUUAUUCUAUUCCUCAAUAAACAAGACCUUUUGGCCGAAAAAAUUUUAGCUGGGAAAUCCAAGUUGGAAGAAUACUUUCCCGAUUUCGCUACUUAUCAAACACCGCCCGAUGCAAUCGCGGAACCCCGCGAAAAUCAACUCGUGACUCGAGCCAAAUAUUUUAUUCGGGACGAAUUCUUAAAAAUAAGCACGUCUAGCGGGGACGGAAAACAUUAUUGCUACCCUCAUUUCACGUGCGCCGUCGACACCGAAAACAUACGAAGGGUCUUCAACGACUGUCGUGACAUCAUCCAACGAAUGCAUUUAAGACAAUACGAACUCUUGUGAAAUUAUUUUCAAAAUGGCUUCCUCACAAUACCACACCCCUUAAAUUAAGGGCGUACAAGUUAUUCAUCUCAAUCACCCAAUACCUCCUCUUCAAAACUACAUGCCUAAAAAAUUCCUUUUGAUUUAAGACAUAAAUUUGGACAAUGUCAAAUUAUUUUUUAAAAAAUAGGCCUGCCAAUCACAAAUAUUUCUAACUAAUAGGAAAAUAUAUUUCUAAAAAGAUACAUUAAGGAUACGUUAUAACCAUAACUUUUCUCGUAACUUAAAUGUAAAGCAGUGAUGAGAUUCUCGUUAGCAUUUUAGCUUAAAAAGAUUUGUUAUUUUUCCAAAUUAUUGCGCUUUAUUUUUGUACCAAGUUGCCCCCGUUUGCACAUAACUUUCUUUAAAUUUUGACAAACUUUCUUGUCCAUAAAAUUGAAAUAUAGAUUCAUGAAUCUUCCUUACCAUAAAUGUAUAUUUUCUUGCCUAUAGUUUUUGAAUGUAUAUUAUAUAAAAAAAUUUAUUUUUAAAAGUAUUAGCAUUUUAUGGAGCUGUUUAUAUUACCGCUUUUAUUUUUCUUUUUUGAAAAUAAAAAUUUUGAAAAAAACAACAUUUUAAUGUAAUCGCGACAACCUAUCCCUUAAAACUAUUCAAAAAAAAAAUUUUUUUUUUGUGAAAUACAUUUGAUAAAUAAUAUUAUAAUAUGCAACCCUUAGACCUAUUCCGACAGUAAUUAGACUUCUUUUAUUUUGUUAAUUAUUUAUAUCUAAAAUGUGAUGGAUGGAUGAUAUUCAGUCAAUCCCAUUCUUUAUUAAUUUGCCCAUUCUACAAAUCAUGUCAAUUAUUUUCAUUAAUAUACUCUCCCCCCCCCCUUUGUUAAGCCUUUUUUUAAAAAAAUAUUCUUAUAAUAUAAUAUUUAUUAUUGUUUUUUUCCUCAUAUAAAUGGCGCUUACCAUUAAAAAGAUGUUAUUUUUCCUCCUCCCAACAAAUAUGAUCGAUAUUAUACACAUCCUUUUUUAAAAAAAAAAUUAUAAUUUAUUUAAAACGAAAAUUAAUUUUCAGUAUUUUGACUUAAUCAAUGCCCUUUUUAAAAAAUUACGAUUUUUUUUAAAGGUAAUUUGAGUUAACGUUUUGCGAACCUUAUUAUCAAUUUUUGGCAAAUUUUACGAGGG